AAAGACGGCUUUGGUAAUGGGGAGAGUAAAUAAAAUUUGUUACAUAACAAUAGAGCGGUAUGGCGGGUAUCCUAGUUUUGACCGUGAGGCACCAGUCUCGUGAUAGAGACUGUCUGAAGAAGAAAUCUCCCAAAUCUAGAUGGUCCAACCUAGAAGACAAGACGUGGUAACCCAGUACCAAACACAACCUGAACACCUUGCAGAACAAGAAACCAAAACAAUAAAUGACAAUACCCGGUUGAAAACUGAGAAGAGAGAAGAAGACAAAAAAAAGAUGCAAGAGAAGGGGGAUAUCAUAGUAGAAAGCAGACUUUUUCCUGUGAUUCGCCCAAUGCGCAAAAGACCCAGUAGUGUUGUACAAUGGCUGAAGCAAACGAAGAAACAAAAAACGUGCAGCGAGAUUAACAAUUAGUAACAGCAAGAAAGGGUAUCUCGCAGUAAUGUCAAAGUGACGCGCAAAGCAGUGCCGGUAAUGGAAGGG
Bipolaris sorokiniana ND90Pr is the source of this 481-nucleotide messenger RNA. RefSeq lists its product as uncharacterized. The record is from RefSeq and is a predicted model, not a curated record. NCBI's taxonomy places the organism in Eukaryota, Fungi, Ascomycota, Dothideomycetes, Pleosporales, Pleosporaceae. The transcript has a single exon. Bases 140 to 412 code for a protein of 90 amino acids.